AUGUGCAGCCAUAAGCAAUCAAAAGAAGAAGAGGCGGUCACUGAUGGGGUUAAAACAAUGACCAAUAUUCAGCCCACCGUAGCAAUGAAGACCUCUACUAAUGAAGAUAAGGUCGUCCUCAGAGGAACCAUGAGGGUUAAGGUUUCUGGCAACAAGAAUCAGUACAGAGAAGCCAGAUUACUGAUUGACUCGGGGAGUGACAUCAGUUAUAUUAGAGAGGAAUUUGCAGAAGAGCUUCAUUUGACUCCGAUUGGGAAGAAAGUCUUCACAACAGAAGUAUUUGGAGGUGGAUAUGAUGUGUGCGAGAGAAAGCAGUACAACGUGAAGUUAGAAGGCCUACCUGCAGGGAAGAAUAUGCUAAAGAAGACGGAGGAAGUACCACUUUUUAGUGCAAGGACAAUUUGUGGCGACUGUGCUCCAAUUCCCGUUGGCCCUUGGAUAAAAGAUUUGCUAAAGCUGAAUGUUGUCCUUACAGACACUUACGUUGAUUCUCACAACAUUGACAUCCUGAUCGGCUCCAAUUUAAUAGGAAGACUUGUAACAGGAAAGAUGGUCAAAUUGAAUACAAGUGUGAUCGCAACCGAAACAACCAUUGGGUGGUACCUGAAUGAAGAGCUGCCGAAACAGGAGAGUCAGACCUUGGCAGCCAGAAGUAUUGUUAUGUGCACCAGAACCAAGGAAUUAUCAGCUUUAUGGGAUCUGGACACUCUUGGAAUUAGUGAUACAAUACAGAAAGCCACUCAAGAUGAGCAUGAAGCAAAAGUUAAAGAAGAAUUUCAGAAGAACUUGGAGCGGGACAGGGAUGGACGAUAUGUCGUUAAACUGCCGUGGCUUACCGAGUCGAUGAGAAUCCCGGACAAUCGAAAUGUUGCUAUGAAGAGACUCGAAUCCACUUCGACCAGAGUCGUGACAAAAGGUGAAUUCGAAAACUACGACAACAUUUUUCGGGCUUGGGAGAAAGAAGGUAUCAUCGAGCGUCUUGAUCGAGAAGAAAAGCCCACAGGACAUUAUCUCCCUCACCGGCCAGUCUUUAAGCCAGAAAGUCUGACCACACCAGUUCGACCCGUCUUCGACGCGUCGUGUAGAGUUGGAAAUUAUCCGUCAUUGAACCAAUGUCUCGAGAAAGGCCCAAAUUUGCUGGAAAUAAUUCCGAAAAUACUUAUCAGGUUCCGGGCAAAGAAGGUGGGAGUCAUUUCAGACAUCCGUAAGGCUUUCCAGAUGAUUGGAGUGAACCAAGAGGACCGGAAGUUUCAACGUUUCUUGUGGUGGAAAGAUUUUGAAGCCAAAGUAGUGCAAGAAUAUCAACAUUGUCGUGUGGUAUUCGGUAUGAACUGCAGCCCGUUUAUCCUUGCUGCUGUUCUAGAAUUUCAUCUCCUGCAUUUACCAGAAGAAGAAAAGAAGACAGGGAUGGAACUUUUGAGGUCGCUGUAUGUCGACAAUUGUGUGACUUCCUUUGAAUCAAUUAGCCAAUAUACGAAAUUUAGAGCCGAGUCAACAGCAAUUCUCCUCCACGCUAAGAUGGAUCUUCGCGAAUGGGAGUCCAACGCGGAUGAUAAGAUGGAACGAGAAGUGACGUCGGUGCUGGGCUAUAAUUGGGACAAGUCAAAGGAUGAAAUGUUUUGUGAUCUUCCACUCCACUUGGGAAAAGAAGACUUGAACGUAACUAAGAGGACCGUGCUAUCCAUCGCAUCUCAAGUAUUUGAUCCGAUCGGCUUCACCUCCCCCACCGUGCUCCAAUUGAAAAUUAUGUUGCAGGAGGCGUGGGCUCAAGAUUUGAAAUGGGAUGAGUUAUGGGGUACAGAAGCCAUCAACAAAGUGAAGACGUGGUGCGAGGAGGCACGAGUAUUAAGCAAGAUCAGAAUUCCAAGAUGGGCAGUAGGAAGUAUUGAUGACCUGGAGCUUCACACAUUUACAGACGCCAGCCAGAACGCUUAUUCAGCAGUGGUGUUUGCCAGAUCGACCAGAGAGAGUAAUGUGUGUGUCCAGCUAUUGAUGGCGAAGUCCAGGGUGGCGCCAAUGAAGAAAGAAGAUCCCAAGAAGAAUAACAAGAAAAUAACAAUUCCUCGAUUGGAACUUAUGGGAUGUUUGAUUGGUGUAAGAUUAGCAAAUACAGUGAACAACGCCCUCGGAUAUGAAGAUGUGAAGAGUUACUUCUGGAGUGACUCAACAACAGCGUUACAGUGGAUUCGGCGAGACGAGAUAUGGAAUACUUUUGUGGGCAAUCGUAUUAAGGAAAUAAAUAAGAAUUCCAAUAAAGAAGACUGGAGACAUUGCCCCGGAAAGCAGAAUCCGGCAGACCUUCCGUCUCGUGGGUGUUCUCCGACCGAGCUGUUGAAUUCGAAGUGGUGGGAUGGACCAGCAUGGUUGAAGUUGUCAAAAGAAGCUUGGCCCCCCAUAAAAGAAGAAAGUGUCGUCGAGGCUUUGGUGCAAGAAGAGAAGAAGAAGUCUAAUCUGACUUUAAUCUCGAGACACGACUCCCCCAUUUUCAGCACCAAGUUUGCAUCGUAUCAGAAGAAUUUAAGAGUAUUGGCGUAUAUUUUGAGGUUCGUGGGAAAAGGAGCAGUCAAGAAACCUUAUCCUAAAUUCGUGACGCUGCCCGAACUCAGAUUUGCAGAGGUAAUACUCAUCCGUGUAUUACAACGUCAAUAUUUUCCUGAUGCGAAGAAAGUGCAACCAAGAGUUAUUUUGAUGGAGGACAAUUUGCUGCAUGUCCGGACCAAGUUAGAAUAUUCCGACGACAGCGAUGGAUUCCGAUUUCCGAUGCUGCUACCUGCAAAAUGUCAAUUAGUUCAGGAGCUCAUCAGAGAGAUGCAUCGAUUUCACGGGCACGGAGGAGUGCAGUUUACGGUUGGAAAACUCAGGGAGAAAUACUGGAUCCAACAAGCUAGAAAAACUGUCACUCAAGCAAUCAGAGGAUGUGCCAAUUGUAGAAGAUUUGAUGCCAAACCCUUUCAAGUUAAUCCAGUGGCGUUACCAGAGAAGCGUGUCACCGUGGGCGAAGUAUUCAGUACCACUGGCGUCGAUUUAGCGGGACCGCUUUACCUCAAUGACGGAAAGAAGUGCUGGAUUGUGCUAUACACAUGUGCAGUGUACCGCUGUGUCGAGUUGGACAUCGUGGAAUCUCUUAGCACAGAAGCUUUCCUCAACAGUUUAGAGAGAUUUCUUCAUGCACAUGGACGCCCCUCCACAAUUUAUUCAGAUAAUGGGACUAAUUUUGUGGGAGCGAUCAACUUAUUUAAGAAGUUGGACUGGGCCAAGAUCGAGAAUCAGUGCAAUGUGAAGAUGAUUCAAUGGAUCCUCAAUCCUCCUACCGCAGCCUGGUGGGGAGGAUGGUGGGAACGUCUGGUGAGAUCCGUUAAAGAUUUGCUCAAGAGGAUGCUGCAGAAGGCAAAGUUGACCAGAGAUGAAUUAGCGACUUUCCUUGCUGUCGUCGCAUCGACUAUUAACGAAUGGCCCCUCACUACAGUGAAUGAAGACGGUGACGAUCUGAUCCCUCUGACCCCAGCUAUGUUUUUGAAGGGGACUAAGAUGUCACGAUUCCCAGAAGUUGAGUUCAUGACGGGAAGAGAGCUGCAGAUCAGAUUCAAACAAAUAAAGAAAUUACAACUGCAGCUACAAACAAGAUUCAGAAAAGAAUAUUUGGCUGAGCUGGUGCAAAGGGCUAGCGAGAAGAAGACGCCAGACCCGAAGAUCGGAGACAUCGUUCUUGUCGGUGCGGACAAUAAGAAGAGAUGGGAGUGGCCCCUGGGAAAAAUAGUGGAGUUGUUCAAAGGGAAGGACGGCGAAUGCAGAUCAGCUAUUGUCCAGACCAGUAAAGGACUUUUACGCCGCCCAGUACAGCGUCUCUAUCCUUUGGAGGUGCCCCAUGGAGACUCCGACCGAACCGAUCGUCGACCACCAGUGAAAGAGAAGAGCUAUCAAGAAGAAGUCGAUGAGACUGAAGAAGAUCCGGAAGACAACACGAGUCAAGAUCAACCGGAAGUUACUACCAAGUUUGGACGCCGAGUAAUAAGACCAGUGCGUUAUGGGAAGUGGAAUGAGUAA
Molecule: messenger RNA, 4044 nt
Organism: Folsomia candida
Lineage: Eukaryota; Metazoa; Arthropoda; Collembola; Entomobryomorpha; Isotomidae
Exons: 1
Coding region: 1-4044 (1347 amino acids)
Biological process (GO): DNA integration; proteolysis
Molecular function (GO): aspartic-type endopeptidase activity; nucleic acid binding
Source: RefSeq, a predicted model, not a curated record